Colletotrichum destructivum is the source of this 1448-nucleotide messenger RNA. RefSeq names its product Putative EF-hand domain-containing protein. The record is from RefSeq and is a predicted model, not a curated record. The coding region runs from base 417 to 962 and encodes 181 amino acids. The transcript is spliced from 2 exons. Lineage: Eukaryota; Fungi; Ascomycota; Sordariomycetes; Glomerellales; Glomerellaceae. Gene Ontology annotation, molecular function: calcium ion binding.
CCGCGCUCUCAAGUUCAUAUUGAUGAGAUGAACGUGAACAACUAACUGGCUGUGGACGCGCUGGAACCGACAUCCAUCCCACUAGAAAGUCGCCGUCGCAAGUCACGACCUCCACGCCCCGCUGCUCAAGCAUGAGAUUUUCAUGAAUGAAGGACUCAUAGUUUUCUCUCGUACACUGCGUUCCAUCUCAUAGUUCUGAUACCCCCUUGGCUUCUUUUUUCUAUUUAUUUGGUUUGCGCGUUCGGUUUUUUCCUUUUCAUCCAUCACCAAGGCUUGGUCUCACUCACCCAGACCUCAUUCGUUCCAACUGCUGCUUCGUCGCAAUUGGCCCGCCCGCGCAAAAGACAGCAAAGCGCAUAGAACCUUCGGAGGCCGGCCCGGCACGGAUUUGAACAAGCCACACGAAUAGGACCACCAUGGCUUCCCCCUCAGCACUGUUCGACCUGGGUCAGGGGCGCCGCGAUCUGGCGGCCCUGCCCGCCGACUGGCAACAAAACAUUAGAGAAGCUUGGGAGGUGGUCGACCAGCAAGGCCUCGGCUCCCUCAACGCGCGCGAGUGGCCUUUCGCCCUCCGCGCCAUCGGCUUCGAUCUCGCACGCACCGAGACGUACGCCCUUCUCGUCGCGCACGGCGUCCCGCCGCACGACCACGACCCGUCCCGCGGGCCCUGCAGCCCAUCACGCCUGCGCAUGCCGCAGGAGCACUUCUCGGCCAUCGCCGCGUGGCUGCUCAUGCGCCGCGACCCGCAAGAGGAGGCUGAGGACGCCUGGAAGAUGUUCGACCCGCGCGGUACGGGGCGUGUCACGCUCGAGAGCCUGAGGGCCGUGUGCGCCGAGGUGAACAGUACGCUGAGCGAGGCCGACAUGAGGCGGAUGAUUGACAUGGCGGACAUCUCGGGCAAGGGGUGGGUUAGCAAGGAAGAGUUCAUUGAGGUUGCCAGGGGCGGCUUCGGCCGUGGUUAGCUGUCGUGUGUUACCAGAAGAGGAAAAGGAGGAAGGGGGCUAUUCAUAAGAGGAGGGGGGGUGUAUUAAGACUUCGAAGUUGUACAUAUGUAGUCUCUCAUGAAGGGAUUGGGGCAGCCUGCUUGGAGGAGACCGGCUCCAUCCAAACUUUGAGUUGGCAGAGUAAGGAGUGAGCACGAUAAGCAAGGAUGUUUGUUUUUUGUGUUUUCGUAUCUUUCUCCCUCUCAGACAAGCACGGAUAUCGGCUCGCAUGUCUUCUCUCGCAACCUUCAUCUCAUCCACUUUGGGUCCCAAACCAUCCAACGUAUCCAAUACAGACAUGGACCACACCCCCUUAUGAAAAUGGUCUACUAGGAAUUAUCGACAACCGUGGGUACAGCUAAAGGGGGGCAAAUCCGCGUUUGGUGACCGUACGGGAUGAAUGUCCAUGGUUUCUCCGGCCCAUUCCCUCUGCUUAUCUUCACCAUUGCCUUCAUCCCUCCAUUU